Rhinichthys klamathensis goyatoka is the source of this 1749-nucleotide messenger RNA. RefSeq names its product vacuolar protein sorting 4 homolog A (gene vps4a). Gene Ontology annotation, molecular function: ATP binding; ATP hydrolysis activity. Gene Ontology annotation, biological process: vacuole organization; endosomal transport. The transcript has 11 exons. The record is from RefSeq and is a predicted model, not a curated record. NCBI's taxonomy places the organism in Eukaryota, Metazoa, Chordata, Actinopteri, Cypriniformes, Leuciscidae. The coding region runs from base 179 to 1489 and encodes 436 amino acids.
UGUAGUGAACACUAGAUGGUAGCAACUUCCUUUUCUAGGCUUACUUGUACCACAUAAUGAACCUUCAUUAUACUAUUUUAUACUAUUUUACUGUUGUCGUUAUUUAACGAGCAAUUUAAAUAUAUUAUAAAUAGUAAUAAUAGGACGCCGUACUGAAACCGCAGGCGCGUGAGAUGAAAUGACAACGUCAACACUACAGAAAGCGAUUGAGCUGGUGACUAAAGCCACAGAGGAGGACAAGGCCAAGAACUAUGAGGAGGCGCUGAGACUCUACCAGCACGCCGUGGAGUAUUUUCUGCACGCCAUCAAAUAUGAAGCACACAGUGACAAGGCAAAGGAAAGCAUACGUGGGAAGUGUAUGCAGUAUCUGGACAGAGCCGAGAAACUCAAGGACUACUUGAAGAACAAGGACAAACAGGGCAAGAAACCAGUGAAGGAAACACAGAGCAAUGACAAAAGUGACAGUGACAGCGAGGGAGAAAAUCCGGAGAAAAAGAAACUCCAGGAGCAUCUGAUGGGUGCGAUUGUGAUGGAGAAGCCCAAUGUGAGGUGGAGUGAUGUGGCUGGACUGGAGGGGGCAAAAGAAGCCCUGAAGGAAGCUGUCAUUCUACCCAUCAAAUUUCCACACCUGUUCACAGGCAAGCGCACCCCGUGGAGGGGCAUUCUCCUGUUUGGGCCGCCCGGCACUGGGAAGUCUUAUCUUGCCAAAGCUGUCGCCACCGAGGCCAAUAACUCCACCUUCUUCUCCGUGUCUUCAUCUGAUCUCAUGUCGAAGUGGCUCGGCGAGAGUGAGAAACUGGUGAAGAAUCUGUUUGAUCUGGCUCGCCAGCACAAGCCCUCCAUCAUCUUCAUCGAUGAGGUGGAUUCUCUCUGUGGAUCCAGAAAUGAGAAUGAAAGUGAAGCUGCUCGGAGGAUCAAGACGGAGUUCCUGGUGCAGAUGCAGGGUGUUGGUAAUAGCAGUGAUGGGAUAUUAGUUCUCGGUGCUACUAACAUUCCCUGGGUCCUUGACGCUGCUAUUCGCAGGAGGUUUGAGAAGCGCAUCUACAUCCCCCUGCCCGAGGAGCCUGCGAGGUCGGCCAUGUUUCGCUUGCACCUGGGCAACACUCCUCACAGUCUGACCGAGGCAGACCUGCGGCAGCUGGCCCGCAAAACAGACGGGUACUCUGGAGCCGAUAUAAGUGUCAUAGUACGAGAUGCUCUCAUGCAGCCGGUCAGGAAAGUGCAGUCCGCCACGCACUUCAAAAAGGUGCGAGGGCCAUCUCGCAGUAACAGCUCUCUGAUGGUGGAUGACCUCCUGACCCCGUGUUCUCCCGGUGACCCUGAGGCCAUAGAGAUGACCUGGAUGGAUGUACCAAGUGACAAACUACUGGAGCCCAUAGUAUGCAUGUCUGACAUGCUGCGCUCUUUGGCCACCACACGCCCCACCGUCAACAAAGAAGACCUGCUGAAGGUGAAGAAGUUCACAGAGGACUUUGGACAGGAGGGCUGAACCACCAACCUCAUGCUUUCAGCUCUAACAUCGAUUCAUAUGUAGCUGUCCCAACUCAACCCGGACAACCACUGCAAACUGAACAGCAGGAGCAUGUGAUUAACAUCUCUAAUCGCCCCACUCUAACAUUAAACUGAUUAAUGUGAUGUUCAGUAAUCCAGAAGCAUGAAGCUCACUGUAAGUUGUUUUGUUUACAUGAUCAAAUUUGUUGAAGCGUUCAUUUUAUGAAGUUGUUUUGCGUGUCUGCCCUUUGUUUCGAA